AUGGCAGAGCGUGUCGGCGUGAGCUUGGAGAGGCGAGUGAACCGCGGAGGCAGACGUAAAGCGGGGAGAGAAGAGGGGAGGGUCUUGUGGGCAGGCCAAGGCUGGAUGGACAGGGACGUGCAAGUGGAUAAUAGUUCAACUUCAGUAAAGAAGGAAAUCGAAGUCGGUUGGAUGGAAUUGGAGAGGGGAGAGGAAGAGUGGAAGUUGUUUACGGGCGGGCAGGUCGAGUGA
Molecule: messenger RNA, 231 nt
Organism: Penicillium nucicola
Lineage: Eukaryota; Fungi; Ascomycota; Eurotiomycetes; Eurotiales; Aspergillaceae
Exons: 2
Coding region: 1-231 (76 amino acids)
Source: RefSeq, a predicted model, not a curated record